CAUGUGUUAAGAGGCAAGCCCAAUUUAAGAGCUGGUCGGUUGAAAGCAGCGCAGACUGUAAGAGAGUUGAGAAGAGAAUGGAAGAGGAGGAAGAGCAUGAGGUGUACGGUGGUGAGAUCCCCGACGUUGGAGAAAUGGAAGGAGACUUCGAUCCUCACCAUGACUCUGCCGACGUUGACAUGUCCGUUGCCGACGACGACGCCGUCAAGGAACUGGACGAGACGAAGAAGCGGUUAACGGAAAUUGAAGAGGAAGCCGCGGCUCUUCGCGAAAUGCAAGCCAAGGUCGAGAAGGAGAUGGGCGCUGUUCAAGACCCUGCCAAUGCAGCUGCUUCUCAGGCCAGCAGGGAGGAGACAGAUUCUCGAUCUGUUUUUGUUGGCAAUGUUGAUUAUGCGUGCACACCAGAAGAAGUGCAGCAACACUUUCAAUCUUGUGGUACAGUGAACAGGGUUACUAUCCCGACAGACAAGUUUCGCCAGCCUAAAGGUUUUGCUUAUGUGGAAUUCCUUGAAACUGAAGGUGUUCGGGAGGCUCUCCUAUUGAAUGAAUCUGAAUUACAUGGCCGUCAAUUGAAGGUUAUGCCGAAGAGGACCAACGUUCCUGGGAUGAAACAAUUUCGUCCUAGGCGCUUUAAUCCUUAUAUGGGAUAUCGCUUCAGGAGGCCAUAUCCUCCUCCUUACUUUUACUCCCCCUAUGGAAAUGGAAAGGUUCCCAGGUUUAGAAGGCCAGGUCGGUACAUGCCAUACUACUAGAUCCUAUGAUAUUGUAUGUAUCAGGAUAGACGUGUCCUGCAGCUUUGCCUUGAUUUAAUCUAGGUAGCAGUCAGUGACACUAUCUUUAUAAGCGUUGUCUUCUAUGUGAUUGAGAAGAGUAUCUAUUGCCCCUUGUAGGUUUCGCCUCCGGUUCUUGGAAUAUAGUUUUGACUUUAGGGUACUACUACCUUCGAAUGUAUCAUGUUUCACUGUCUAGUACAUGCAAAAUAGCAUUAUUAGUGACUCUCUAUGUACAAUUAUGUCUUAAAAAAUAGAUCGGAGGCAUGAAGGUUCGCAACUGUGUGUCAUCCAACUGCUGCAAUUAGUCUGCUGCUUCAGGUCCAAAGACAACUGCAGUAAGGUCGCGCAUCAUCACUAUCUAUUCAAUGACACCGAACUCUAAAUAAAUCUUUGGCGGCGGAGUUUAUAUCAUCGUGUCAAAAUUGAAAUAUGAAGUUUAGUAGUGUUUUGUUUGUGUGGGUCAUGACUUGUGACAUAUUAGUCGUAUGGUACCUUUGGUCAGGCCCUUGAUUCAUUGAAAGAAGUGGACUUGAAUAUUCGUUGGGAGCUUGCCUUGUGUGGAUUCGAAGCAUUAAUUGGCCAAUUCUUACAACGUAUGAAAUUUGAUAUCGGGUCUAUAUUAGUGGCAUUUCUCACAUUUAAUAGAAAUAUAUUACAUCUCUAACUUAGAUUU
Molecule: messenger RNA, 1446 nt
Organism: Abrus precatorius (Indian licorice)
Lineage: Eukaryota; Viridiplantae; Streptophyta; Magnoliopsida; Fabales; Fabaceae
Product: polyadenylate-binding protein 2-like
Exons: 6
Coding region: 78-752 (224 amino acids)
Molecular function (GO): RNA binding
Source: RefSeq, a predicted model, not a curated record